GGGGGAUGUGUUGUUUGACAAAUAACAACAUUGAAGGACUUUGAAGGGAGUGUGGCCGGACACGAAUGGCAAUGCUUGACGAGAUCACACAGAGCAGUGCGGAAGAUGCGACUUAAAAGGAUCUGUUGAUCAUAUUGAGAAGGAAAAGCAGAUUACACCAAUUAGGAUCGCACGGAUAUUCAACCCAAACCGCUUUGGACACUAUUUUGAAGCUGUCAGGAAGGAAAGCGGACCGAAACUGGGGGAGAGGAGGAGGGGACGGGGGGGGGGGGGGGGGUGGUCAAUCAUUUCUCCAAAUAUCUUCAUUUUCCUUUCCACCACAACCCGUGCGCUGUUCGGGCUCAUUAUUAAAAGGCGUCCACGCGUUAAUUCACUAUAAGUGGGGCCUGUAUGAAGACGUUAUUUGGCAUUCUCUGCUUUUUUGUUUUUCUUCUCACCCCGACGAAUCUGAAAUCUGAAUGAAUCGGUAAGAGAGAAGAGAGAAGUGUGCGUUUAAAAAAAAAAAAAAAAAGGAGCGAGAAUGACCCUGGAAUCCAUAAUGGCGUGUUGCCUCAGCGAGGAGGCGAAAGAAGCCAGACGGAUCAACGACGAGAUCGAGAGGCAGCUCCGCCGGGAUAAGAGGGACGCACGCCGGGAACUGAAACUGUUGCUUCUCGGCACUGGGGAAAGUGGAAAGAGCACAUUCAUCAAACAGAUGAGGAUUAUCCACGGCACCGGUUACUCUGACGAGGACAAAAGGAGUUUCACCAAACUGGUCUAUCAGAACAUCUUCACAGCCAUCCAGGCCAUGGUCAGAGCCUCAGAGACGCUCAAGGUCCCCUACAAAUAUGAGCACAACAAGGGCAACGCAAACGUCGUGAGAGAGGUGGACGUAGAAAAGGUCUGCAUGUUUGAGAAUCCUUAUGUAGACGCAAUCAAGAGCUUAUGGAACGACCCGGGCAUCCAGGAGUGCUACGAUCGAAGGAGGGAAUACCAACUCUCAGACUCCACUAAAUAUUACAUGAACGCGUUGGACCGGAUCUCAGAGCCAGCCUACCUUCCCACCCAGCAGGAUGUGUUGAGGGUUCGAGUCCCCACCACGGGCAUCAUUGAGUAUCCGUUUGACCUGCAGAGUGUCAUAUUCAGGAUGGUGGAUGUCGGAGGUCAGAGGUCGGAGAGGAGGAAGUGGAUCCACUGCUUUGAGAACGUCACAUCCAUCAUGUUCCUGGUGGCGCUCAGCGAGUACGACCAAGCUUUGGUGGAAUCGGACAAUGAGGUGAAUGAUACAAACAUGUGCACACAAAACACUAAGCGAUUCAAUUUCAAAGUUUUUGUGAUGCUUAGUUUCACACGGUCAAACCAACUUCAUCCACUCAAACGCUUUAUUAUUUCAUGCGAUGUCCAAGAUGAAAAGCUAUUCCUUAUUUAAAACAAUGGAAAUCAGACUCUCCUCCUGCCUGGCCGCGCUCCACCUUUUCUUUUUCCCUUGGAAAGCAUUUGUAAAUGAUCAGCCAGCUGAUUUGAAUACCGCCUCUGGUCGCAUCUCCUCCUUAAGAGGAUAUAGCAUGUGUGUCAGUCUGUUGAAGUGUAUUAAUGAGCAGGUGUGUCUUCAUAUGUGUGUUGUCUGUAUUUGCUUCCUUUGUCACCUGCAAACUGCAGAAAGAGGCGAAGACUGACCAGCUGCCUGUGCUCUGUCUUUUGAUGUAAUUAGAUUAGUUUUUAUAAUUACACAGGGGAUAUUCUGUUUAGCACUCUCAACACACUGCACUGUCAGCGAUGUGAUAUCUAAGGCUUGCUUUCAGAACGGUUGUUUUGUUCAAUUAAACACGGGAAUCAAGUGCAAGGGAGAAAUUAAACUCUCGAAGACGAUAUGGCCGCCUCUCUCUCAGUGUUACUGCUCUCCCUCUGGUGCGGUAAAACGUUUAUUAAAAUCGGUAGUUAAUGAGAGUGAAAAACU
Anarrhichthys ocellatus (wolf-eel) is the source of this 1936-nucleotide messenger RNA. RefSeq names its product guanine nucleotide-binding protein subunit alpha-11-like. Gene Ontology annotation, cellular component: heterotrimeric G-protein complex; cytoplasm. Gene Ontology annotation, molecular function: G protein-coupled receptor binding; GTPase activity; GTPase activator activity. Gene Ontology annotation, biological process: adenylate cyclase-modulating G protein-coupled receptor signaling pathway. Lineage: Eukaryota; Metazoa; Chordata; Actinopteri; Perciformes; Anarhichadidae. Bases 521 to 1408 code for a protein of 295 amino acids. The record is from RefSeq and is a predicted model, not a curated record. The transcript has 5 exons.